This is a messenger RNA of Cuscuta europaea, 1308 nucleotides long. NCBI's taxonomy places the organism in Eukaryota, Viridiplantae, Streptophyta, Magnoliopsida, Solanales, Convolvulaceae. The record is from the annotation of a GenBank genome assembly.
GGGAAGGAGAGAGCCUCACAACCAAAGAAAGGCAAGAGAGAGGGCUGUCCGCAGGAUUAGUCAUCCAGUGCGUAGGUCUCCUUGUUCGACUCGUAUCUGUAAUUUUACUCAUCCAAAAAGGGCGUGUGAAGUGCCCAUUGAAAUCUAUAGAAACGAAGAAUCCAUAGACGUGAGGUUUGAAGAAAACGGAUCAGUUUAAGGCCUCCAAAUCGUCCGAACAAAACGCAACCUCACAGAAUACGUUAUUGGUAUUCAAAGUUGAGGCUAGAGCUUGCUACCUGCGCUCGCUGCUCGGGCGAUCAUCUUGGAGUGAAGACUUGUGUUCAAAAUACCGUUAACUGGACAUGGUUUUUCAACAUGUUGAAGAAUUGUCUCAAGCUUAGAGAUAAUUUAUAUGUGGUGUCUGAUCGUCAUGAAGGAAUCAUAAAUGCGGUUCAUUCUGUUUUUCCAUAUGCUGAACAUGGAUAUUGUGUUUAUCACAUAUUGGGCAAUAUAAAAUCAAAAUUUCGAGGUUAUGCAAAGAUGUUGUCUUGGAAAUGCUUACAAGCAGCGAGAGCGAGGUCAGUUUAUGAAUGUGAAGAGUACCUUUCCAGGCUUGAUCAUGAUGACCCCGGUAUACGUAAAUACUUGCAAAAAAAUGGUAACGACAAGUGGUCUCGUGCAUACGCUAGCCGCAACCGCUUUUUUGUCAUAAUGUCUAACAAUGCGGAGUCUUUGAAUGCUAUUUUUGUCAAGGUGCGUGAGUAUCCCAUCUGCAAAUUGAUUGAGUUUAUAGUACGAACAAUGCAAACAUGGUUAUGUGAACGCAGAGAAGCGGCUGCAUCAAACAAAUCUCGGCUCUCUGCUUACUUUGAGGCGCAAUUACAGCUAUCACAAUCAAAUGCUGCAUUAAUGCAGGUUACGAGGGCAUCAUUCAUCCCAUUGGUAGUCCCGAUUGUUGGGUUCUUCCCCAUGACACAUUAGAAGUCAUUUGCAGCCCUCCCUCUUGUUCUAGGAGACCUCCUGGAAGACCCAAAAAGCGACGUAUUCCAUCCACCGGUGAACAUGUGCGGCAACAAAAGUGUACAUGUUUCUCAAGGUUGGUCACAAUAGAAAGACAUGCCAAAAUCCCAUUCCGCGCACUCGCUCCUAGUGCUGGUUUUUUUUAAAUGAUGCUUUACAUUUCAGUUUACAAGUGAUAUAGAUGUUAAUAAACUUCUGUGUUUGAAUAUGGUUUUUACUUACGGAUUGCAGUAAUAAAUGCAGUAUUCAUCUGUAUUGAUGACCAUUCUUAUAAAUGUAAUGUCUCUUUACAUGUUUUUGUGUGCU